AUGAUGAUCGCAGCGAACAAGCCGCCUACGUUUGGUUUGGAGACGCCGAUCGAUGAUUGCUACGGCUCCUGUGGCUAUGGCUAUGGCUAUGGCUGUGGCCCUGCCCCUCAUCAAAAGAGGAAGUUGAAUAACCCUAUUGAUGAAGUUCAAGAAUUACAAGACACAAAUAAGAGGAGGAGAAUUCAGAAUGAGAAGAUGAAGUUGGUUUGUGGGUCCUGCUACUGCCCCAAAGACAACCCCGAAAAGCCCCUCGGCGAAGACGCCCACUUCAUAUCCCACUUUGCUCAGACUAUCGGCGUGGCUGACGGCGUCGGCGGCUGGGCCAGGAAAGGCAUCGACGCCGGUGAGUACGCAAGGGGAAUCAUGAACCACGCCAAAGAAACGGCUACGCAUAUGGCCGCCAUCGGAGCCCACCCCGUGGAUGCAAGAAAGGUGCUGAACGAGGCUUACGAGAACAACGCCGACGUACAAGGCUCGUCGACGGCUUGCAUCCUCAGCUUCGACAAAGAGCGUGGGUCCCUUCACGCCGUGAAUGUCGGGGACAGCGGGUUCAUGUUGUUCAGGGAGGCCAUGUGUGUGUACAUAUCUCCAACUCAGCAGCGGAGGUUCAACUGUCCCUACCAGUUGGGGAACCACGUCCACAGCGAUCGUCCCGAAGCGGCGGAGGAGUUUCAGGUGGAGGAUAUGAUGCCUGGGGACAUUAUCGUACUUGGGUCAGAUGGGUUGCUGGACAACAUGUUUGUGAGUGAGAUUGAGGAGGUUUUGGUGGCGUUUAAUAAAGUAAGCGGUGGUCGGGAUUGUGAUUGUCAGGAGUUGGCUUCAACCAUAGCAGCCGUGGCUCUGUUUAACUCCGAGGACGAGGACAACGUUACCCCUUUUCAAAUGGCUGCUGAGAAGGCCGGAGUGGAGCGCGUCGGAGGCAAGAUCGACGACAUCACUGUUGUCGUCGCCAUUGUUGUAGCUUCUAGUACCUAG
Molecule: messenger RNA, 975 nt
Organism: Prunus mume (Japanese apricot)
Lineage: Eukaryota; Viridiplantae; Streptophyta; Magnoliopsida; Rosales; Rosaceae
Product: putative protein phosphatase 2C 55
Biological process (GO): protein dephosphorylation
Molecular function (GO): protein serine/threonine phosphatase activity
Source: RefSeq, a predicted model, not a curated record